CCUUCCCUGGAACUGAUAGGAGCUGGGAAAGUGCCGCUUUUUUAUACAGAAGAUGGGGUUGGGCAGAGGGGGUUAGGGAGUAAAAUGCUAGGUGGGGAUAGAGCCCAAAGAGGGAGGAGAACAUUUGGGCAAAGACAUGGAUAAUGGUCAACUCAGGAGUAGGAAUAACGCCAAAAUGGGGGCUAUAAGUGGUUGUGUAUCAUGGGAUAACAAAGCCUGGGGUGUGGAGAGUUGGGUGAAGAACAUGGCAGAAGGGGUCUCAAGCCCUGAAAUUUAUUGAACUCGAUCAGAAGACUAUAGAGUUCCCAAGACGGAAAUGAGGUGCUGAUCUACCAGCGUGCGCUGGGAAUGGAACCUGACUGGCUCAUCUGAAGAGAAAGCGUCGAGGAGGACCGCUUGAGAUCAUGUCGCUGAACAAUUUCCACUUCAUUCACAGCAUUAAGAACUCGCCGGCUGUCUUCCGGAGGUUCAAGAACAAGACAAAGAGUCUAUCCCACGGCGACCCGCUGUUCAAGGUGCAUUACGUGGGCAUGGAGAAAAUCUAUUCCCUGCAGGUUGAACAGACCCGGGAAGUGGUGAACCGUCUGGUGGAGAAGGUGUCAGGCAAGACCUGGAAGGAUCAUGCCUUGGUGGUGAGACCGCGCUAUCUGGAGGUGAAGGAGAUCUCGAGCAGCCGGCAAAUCACCAAAACCUACCUGCACGACAUUGCCUACUGCACAGCAGAUAGAGACCGCACCAAUGUCUUCCUCUACAUCUGCAAGAAAAAGGGGCAGCUUCAGUGUUGCGUCUUCCUGUGCAGCAACGCAGAGAAAGCCAAGGCCAUCACGGUCUGUUUGGCCAAGUCCUUCGAGGCAGCUUUCAGUCAAUGGCACGAGACGUGCAACCACCGGGCAACGCCGGCCCCCUCCUCGGGCACUGACCCCAGGCUUGACCAACAGGGCGAUCCGCACCGCUGUGCAGGCAGCUCGUUGGACGAGGAAUCGGAAGUCAACAGGCCACUGGAGAGCGACGAAGAGGCAGAGGUCAGGAUGCACCAGGAGUUUCUACAGCGGGCGACAUCAUUCCGAGCCCCUCACCGCCUGGACACUGGCUACCACGAUGUGGAGGAUCUGACCAAGGACUCCACAGUCCAGCAGCUCGUCCGGGGCGAGCAGGAAGGAGACUGACCGUCCACUCGCCUCCCCCCUGCUCGUUUAGUAUUGACUAUUCCUUCACAGAGGUGGGGUGAAAGAAAAUUAAUUGGCAACGUGAACCCCCUAAGGGCACAACGUCGCAAUCUUCAAACUGAAGGCUCUUACUGAUUGUGUGUGUUUUUUUAAAAGCCUAAGUGCGUGAUGAAUGCAAUUUCUCCCCAAAAGGGAAGCUUUUUAAUCGAUGAUGGGUCAGACUGCCAAAAAUGUGAGAAUAGCACCUCCAACACAGCAAUGUUAAGUGUUUCGAGGGGAAGACUGCUUUUCCUCUUCAACAGCUCGUACUUUUCUUUAUUUGAGACCUUUACAUUCAAAUCCAUGCUUCCUGCCUGCACUAGUGAGCCUGUGUAUAUUGUGCAUCGACAAUGAGUUGAUCUCAUUGAAACUUAGAUGAUCCAUGGCAGGAUAGAUACAGACAGACUGUUCUCCCCCUUGGCUAGGGAAUCCGUAACUCUGAGAAACAGUGUGAGAGAGGUUCACGAUCUCCGUUUAAGAAGUCAGCUGUUUUUGAAAUGAGAUGAGAAGAAAUUCCUCCCAUUUUUUUUUUGACACAAAGGGGAAUGGGGAUAGGAUUGGAAGAUCAGCUGCGUGGGUUGGGGAGAGAAAGCUCAAAGGGGCCGAAUGGUCUCUUCCUGCUCCUAAUAAUUAUGCCUAUGUUGUGCAUUACGCUGUGAAGCCGUGAGCCUUAAUAUGCUGUGGAGGCAGACACUAGCUCCGUUUGAUUGAAAUUCUCCCACCCAGGAGCGUAGUUGCUCUGUACUGUUCAUGGAUUCUAGUUGGAAAACGCUGGCUAUGGACAGAACAGCUCCAUAGUCGCUUGUUUCUACCAGGAAGUGCAACCCUAUUGAAAACGGAUUUGCAAAUUACCCAGAACCAUGUUAACUUUCAGUUGGCUCAUGUUUAGUUUUGAAUGACACCACCAUCGAUCAGGGAGGGGAAUUCAGACACUGUUUUGUUUUAUCUUUUAAGAUGUCUGUUGGAAGGAGAUGUUCCAGGUAAAGGGCUCACUAACUCCUUUCUCGUCUGCCUGUGGGAAAUAGCAGCUUACCCACACGAAAUACAUGACAAAUUUUGUUUCUUAAAAGCGGGAUUGUUUUACAGAGUUCAAACAUUCCAGUAGAAGUUGAAAUGGAGUUAUUGGUGUCGUGUGGAAUUGUGCAUCUAAUUCUCAGACUCUCUCUCUCUCUCUCUCUCUCCUCAACUCCGUCUCUGAAGAAGGGUCUAGGCGUGAAACGUCAGCCUUCCUGCCCCUCUGAUGCUGCUUGGCCUGCUGCGUCCAUCCAGCUGCACACCUUGCUUUCUCAGGUUCUCCAGCAUCUGCAGUCCCUACUACGCCCGUCUCUCAUCAGCUAGUUUGCCUUUUCCCACCUCUUGUAAACAUUGUCUAUUUUCAUCUCCUGGCGAAGCACAUCGACUGCUGAAACCCUCAGCCACAUCACUGUAACCUUUCUGACAGAGUGUUCUGUCACACUCCUGCCCAACAUCUUCAUGAGUUCAUCCAGAACUUUGUAUGCCAUGCUUUGCCUCAGCACCCUGCGAUCCGUAAGUCAUUGUUUGCUACAAUCUGCUCACAAAACAAAACUUUUCACUGUACAUAGAUACAUGUGACUAUAGUAAAUCACAUCAAAUGAAACCAACCUGAACUCGCUCAGUGGUUAGCCCUGCUGCCUCUUAGCGCUAGUGACCUGGGUUCGAUCCCACCCUCGGGCGACUGUCUGUGUGGAGUUUGCACAUUCUCCCCGUGUCUGCGUGGGUUUCCUCCGAGUGCCCUGCUUUCCUCCCAUGGUCCAAAGAUGUGCAGUGUAGGCUAUGCUAAAUUGCCCAUCAUGCCUAGGGAUGUUUAGGUUGGGGUGGGUUAGCCAUGGGAAAUGCGGGGGUAGGGGAAUGGAUCUAGGUGGGAUGCUCUUCAGAGGGGCAGCGUGGACUUGUUGGGCCAAAUGGCCUGUUUCCUCUCUCUUGUUUGUUAUGACAUCCCUUAAACCCCAGCUUUCUGACCAAACUCUGAGUCACCUGUUUCCUGUUACGUGGCUUGGUGUCAGCUUUGUUUGUUAACUUUCUUUGGGACGUUUAGCUUCACCAAAGGUAUUAGAUAAAUUCAUUGCUGUUACAGCCGAGAUAAAAAUGUCUUAUUUUGUUUUGUGCCGGUCUUCUGUAGCUCCCCUCCUCUCCUGAAGUGUUGACUCCCCCUUGUUUGUUGACACACACUGCCAAUUUUUAAUUGCUUCGACACACUUGAGAACAAAAUGUUUUAAUUUUGCUGGGAAUGUUUCCAGGGCGUUAACUGUCUGUUCCUUAUCUGUGGCCACUUUUCUCGGCAAAGCCUAAUUCUUGUUCAGCCCUUGACAGUGAUCACUAGCAUUUUGACAUGAGGGAGAACGGAAAAACGUCACAUCUUAAGACUUGACUCCUGAUGCAUUUUUUUCCUAUCAAAAUGCUUCUGACAAUGAUUUGCUUUGGAAAUGCUCUGGGCUGCUUACAGGCAAAACAAGAGCAGAUAUUCCGAUGCAGAGACGAGGUGAUUGACCAGUUUACCUUGUGUUCACAGAAGGUCACAGUGACAGAAUAGUUAUCUGCGCAGUGGCGUUUUUAAAAAUAAAAAAAUUCUUUCAUGGGAUGUGAACAAAACAGGCAAAGCUAGUGUUUGUUCUGCUCUUGAGAUAUCUUAAGUACAAGCCACGUCAGUCAGAGAAUUUUAUAGCACUGAAAGAGGCUCUUCGGCCCAUCUCUUCAAAGCCUGUUACCAAUCACCUAUUUAUUCUAGUCCCAUCUUACAGCACUAGGCUUUAUAUGUUACAGCGGGUCAAGUGAUCGUCAAAAUACUUGAUUCGU
Molecule: messenger RNA, 4019 nt
Organism: Stegostoma tigrinum
Lineage: Eukaryota; Metazoa; Chordata; Chondrichthyes; Orectolobiformes; Stegostomatidae
Exons: 3
Coding region: 405-1166 (253 amino acids)
Source: RefSeq, a predicted model, not a curated record